Molecule: messenger RNA, 2346 nt
Organism: Paramecium octaurelia
Lineage: Eukaryota; Ciliophora; Oligohymenophorea; Peniculida; Parameciidae
Source: the annotation of a GenBank genome assembly
AUGAUUACCGGCUAUUUACAAAUUAAAAGGAGUAAGAAUUAAGAAGAAGAAAUCAAAAAAUAAAUUGAUAAAAACUCACCUUCCAUUGUUUAAAAUGAUUUAAUGCAAUCAUAAAUAAAAUCAUAAAGCAAAAUCACUAUCCUUAAAUCUCCAAAAAAAUGCUUUACUAUAUUACUGAAAGACCUCCCUGACGAACAUAAAUUAAAAUAAUAUUCAAAUUUAACAAGCUUUUCAAGAUCCUAGAAAAUAAGCAGAAGUUUCGGAAGUUCACACAACUCAAUGUUUUAAUUAUAUUAAAAUCUGAUUAAUUUAUUUCCUUAUGGUUUAUUAAUUUUAAAUUAAUCUUAAUAGAUUAAUUAUAUAAACAGAAAAUGCGAAAAGAUACUAGAGUGUCAUGGAAGUGAGUAAGUGUUAGAAAAAAUAAAAUUAUGUGUGAAUAGCGCAAAAAUGCCAGAAUACGGAACAGAAGUAACUAAUAGACUCUUAAAAAAAUAACUACAUUAUCAUGCUCUGUAGUAAAUAGUUAAGAAAUUGUAACUUCACAACUUUCAUACUGAUGUCUUGGAUAUCAUUCUUUCGCCUAUUAAAUAUUUUGAACUUUUAGAAUAAAAUGAUAUUCACAUAAGUAAAGAUUUGUAUUAGUCAUUUCACUAAUAAAUUUUCAUUUAUGAAUGGUACAUAAAAUCAGAACUAAUGAUACACAAUUUUUAAAAAAAAUUGAAACUAAUAAUUAUUCCAACAUCAAUGACAAAUUAACAAUAAGAGUACUUCUCUGCUCCUUCAUAAAUUAAAUCUUCCAGUAAAAGUCACUUUUCAUAGUUAAAUGAAUCUGAAAAUCCAGUUUUGCUCAUCAUCAUUAAAAAUAUCACAAGUAAAUAUAAGUGUCAAUAAUUAAGGGAUGAGUAAAUCAUUCAUCAUAGCUUAAUUAAAUCUUUUUCCCAUGAACUAAGAACUCCUUUGAAUAGCUGUUAGCAAAUGUUGAAUCUUAUGAAACAGUAGUAGUCGUAAAAUAAAUUCUUUUAAGAUUAUCUUGAUAUUGCUUAAUGCUCCAUCACUUUAUUAAUUCAUUAAAUUAAUGACAUUUUGGAUUAUGCUGCAAUACAAUCAUACUCCUUUAGUUAUAAUAUUUCUAACUUCACAAUAAAUCAAAUUAUUGAUGAAAUUGAUUAUUUAUAUAGACUUUAAAUGGCAAAAAAACGAAUUGAAUUCAAAAUUGAAGUGUCAGAAUAAUUGAUAGGCAAACUAAUUUCGAAUGAUAAAUAAAGAAUAACACAAUUAUUAGUAAAUUUGUUAAAUAAUUCAAUCAAAUUUACUUAAGAAGGAGGCAAUAUCUGUUUAAGUAUCAUAGAGGUGAACAUUUUAUACAUAAACUUUAUAGUGAAGGAUAAUGGAAUUGGAAUUGAUGAACAUAAACUAUAUUAAAUUUAGAAUAGUUUGCAUGAUACAAUAGAACUUGGAGCUGUUUUAAAAUCAAAUUCAGGAAUUAAAUCACCAGGUUUGGGUUUAAAUAUUGCUGCAAAAUUAAUUGAGGGACUGGUUGAAUCUAAAGAUAAUUAACUAAUAAUUACCUCGAAGAAAAAUAAAGGAACAGUUGUUCAGUUCCAAGUAGAAAAUCAUUAAUAAAAAAAUCCAUUAUCUUCAUAUUUUCCUAAUUAACAAACUGAAAAGUUGAGUUUUCUAGGAUGCCAUAAUUAAAUGUAAUUCGAAUAGGAUUAAAUUAUAAAAGUGAGUUGUGAAAAUUCAAGGGAAUUUUAGGAUAGGAAUUCAGACACUUAUAACAACACUUCAAGACUCAAUGACUGUGAUAAGCAACCUGAAAUCUUUCUACCAAUCAGUCCUUGCUAUUUUUUCAAUAAAGAUAAUCAAUUCGAAACCAAUAAUCUCAACAAUCAUAAAGCAACUUAUUUUUCUCCUCUCUUAGAUUCAACUUGUCAAAAAUGCAUACAUAUAUUAAUAGUUGAUGAUAUCCCAUUUAAUCAAAUAGCUCUACAAAUGAUUCUUAAGGAAUAUAAAGUUGAAUCUGAUUAGGCAUUUGAUGGAUUUUAAGCAAUCGAAAUGGUUCAAUAGAAAAUGUAAUAGCAUUGCUAAAUUUAUAAAUUAAUCUUUAUGGAUAUCGAAAUGCCAGGAAUAGAUGGUUUUUAAACUAGUAAAAAUGUAAAAUUUUUUAUUUAUUUCUAGAUUCUUGAAAUAACAUCAAACUAGACGUUUAUAGUUAUAUGCUCAGCCUAUGACACAUAAGAAAAUAUAAAACAAGGCAAGAAUCUUGGAAUUAACACAUUUCUAUAAAAACCAGUUAAAUAAUAGGAGUUAGGAGUAGUUCUGAAUAUGGUAUUUAAAAAUAAAUGA